CGCAUUUCUGCAAACUUAAACCGGACGUUGAGUUGUUCUCGUUUUGAGCGGGUUGGGGGGGUUGAGCCCUGCCGGCUCGAGCUUAUAUAUAAUGUUUCUCUUCGCUCUAUUUUUAUAUGACCUCAUCAUGAAUGCAAUGGAGUGAAUGGCGUAGGAUAUGUACGGUAGUUUAUCAAGUCAGUCUUUUAUUAUUUCAGAGUUUGAAGCGGAAUGGAUACGCGGGUAUCGGAUCUAUUCGGGAGCCUUUCCACACAAAGGUCCAGCUCUCAGGGAGCUAAUAAUGGGGCUGUUGGGCUUGCCAGCAGAAAAUUCACGAAAAAUGGUAAAAAGUGUAAAAACCGCUCAGCCCGGUAUCCCAAAGCAAGUAACAUUAAUAACCACCCGCCUUAUCUACCGCCAGAGGUUGAAGAGGGAAACAUUGAAUACAAGCUAAAGCUGAUAAACCCCACAGAGUACCGCUUUGAGCAUCUGGCCACACAGAUGAAAUGGAGGUUACAGGAGGGCAGAGGAGAGGCUGUGUAUCAGAUUGGUGUGGAGGACAAUGGGCUGCUGGUGGGCCUGUCAGACCAGGACAUGAAAGCCUCUCUCCGAACACUCCGCAGGAUGGCUGAGAAGGUGGGUGCUGACAUCACAGUUCUCAGAGAGAGGGAGGUGGAUUACGACUCUGAUGAUCAACACAAAAUAGCUGAGGUCCUCAUUAGGAAAGUACCAGAUGAUCAACAGUUUUUGGAUCUGCGGGUAGCUGUGCUGGGUAAUGUGGACUCAGGAAAGUCAACUCUACUUGGUGUACUUACACAAGGAGAGCUGGACAAUGGCCGAGGCCGAGCGAGACUGAACCUGUUCAGACACCUUCAUGAAAUCCAGACGGGAAGAACGUCUAGUAUCAGCUUUGAGCUUUUGGGCUUUGACAGCAAAGGAGAGAUAGUGAACUACAGCGAUUCCCGAACAGCAGAGGAGAUCUGUGAGAAUGCCUCCAAAAUGAUCACCUUCAUUGAUCUGGCAGGCCACCACAAAUACCUGAAGACCACCAUCUUCGGCUUAACCAGCUACUGUCCAGACUUUGCCAUGCUUGUUGUCAGUGCAAACAUCGGCAUUGCGGGUACAACACGGGAGCACUUGGGUCUGGCUAUGGCAUUGAAGGUGCCCAUCUUUAUCGUGGUGAGUAAAGUGGACCUGUGCACCAAGAGCACAGUGGAGCGCACGGUCCGACAACUCGAGCGCAUUCUCAAACAGCCCGGCUGCAACAAGGUGCCCAUGCUGGUAGCUACUACAGAUGAUGCUGUCACUGCCGCCCAGAAGUUUGCCCAGUCUCCCAGCAUCACACCGAUCUUUACCCUGUCUAGUGUAUCAGGCGAGAGCCUGGAUUUGCUGAAGGUGUUUUUUAACAUCCUACCUCCACUCAGCAACUGCAAGGAACAAGAAGAGCUCAUGCAACAGUUCACCGAGUUUCAGAUUGAUGAGAUUUAUACAGUUCCAGAUGUUGGGAUAGUAGUUGGUGGAACUCUUUCCAGCGGGAUCUGCCGUGAAGGGGAGCAGUUGGUGGUUGGACCCACAGAUGAUGGAAAGUUUCAGGAGCUGACAGUGUGCAGUAUCCAGAGGAACCGCUCUGGCUGUAGGGUGCUCCGAGCCGGCCAGGCAGCUACGCUGGCAUUGGGCGAUUUUGACCGCUCUCUGUUACGAAAGGGUAUGGUGAUGGUGAGUCCAGAGAUGAACCCCACUAUCUGCUGGAGGUUUGAGGCAGAGAUCAUUUUACUCUUCCAUGCUAAAACCUUCCAUAAGGGCUUCCAGGUGACUGUCCACGUGGGCAAUGUUAGGCAGACGGCAAGAGUUGAGGCUCUGUACGGAAAGGAUGAGCUCCGCACAGGUGAGAAGGCCGUGGUACGAUUCAGGUUCCUCAAACACCCAGAGUACUUGAAGGUGGGUGCCAAGCUGCUCUUCAGAGAGGGAGCUACCAAAGGCAUCGGUCAGGUCACCAAACUCCAGCCUGCGUCGCAGUACCAGCACAGCUCUUGA
Molecule: messenger RNA, 2013 nt
Organism: Triplophysa rosa
Lineage: Eukaryota; Metazoa; Chordata; Actinopteri; Cypriniformes; Nemacheilidae
Gene: gtpbp2a
Product: GTP binding protein 2a
Exons: 12
Coding region: 211-2013 (600 amino acids)
Biological process (GO): translational elongation
Molecular function (GO): GTP binding; GTPase activity; translation elongation factor activity
Source: RefSeq, a predicted model, not a curated record